Molecule: messenger RNA, 1761 nt
Organism: Asterias rubens (European starfish)
Lineage: Eukaryota; Metazoa; Echinodermata; Asteroidea; Forcipulatida; Asteriidae
Product: tetraspanin-5-like
Exons: 6
Coding region: 369-1682 (437 amino acids)
Biological process (GO): protein maturation; regulation of vascular endothelial growth factor signaling pathway; protein localization to plasma membrane
Cellular component (GO): membrane
Source: RefSeq, a predicted model, not a curated record
UUUGUUAUAAUUCUACCAUUUUUGCUUUAUGGUCAAACUGGUGCGUGAAGUAGAAUGGGAACGAUGUUGAACCAUGGAGCAAUAAACUGACCCCUGGCAUCAAGCAGUAAGAACAACGGUGUAAAACACACGUAGAGUUGUACACUGUUAUAUGGUAGGAACGGCGCUGUCGUACUACAUGUAACCUUAUUACCUGUGGCCUUAUUAAAAAUCAAACAGUUCCUUGUAUCCUAUACAACAGUACUGUAAGCGGUUUACAGUUACCAGGUUAUUUUUUCCGGUUGUCUGGAGUUUUAUUUCACGAAGAGACUUCCUCGUCGGUGCUGGUGCUGGGUGCUACACUGUUAACACAGGGAGUUUGGCCCAACAUGAAACACUCUGUGCAACCUUCGAGGGGUGAUGAUGAUGGGGCCUUGGCUCCAUUCACCGUACAACAACAGAUGCGAUACCCUGAAAUGCAGCAGCAAGGUUACUAUCUACAGAGUCCACCUCAGCAGUCUCAACUCUCGCCACAAGCGCAGCAUGCUAAUCAACAACGAAUGGAACAGCAUUAUGCAAAUCAGCAGUAUGCACAACAGCAACAUGCGCAACAACACUAUGCAAAUCAGCAGCACGCCCAGCAACGGCAACAGCAACAACAAAGAGUACAGCCAAAACAACAGCAACAACAACAAAGAGUACAGCCGAAACAACAACAACAACAACAAGAACAACGUCAACAGCCUAAACAAGGUCAACAACCAAAGCAACAGAAACAAAAGAACGCCCAACAACCAAAACAACAACAACAACAACAACAACAGAGAUCCAAACAGCCAGCUGGCAAACAAGGACAACAACAGAGAAGCCAGCCCAAGAAGCAGUCCUUCCGGCGUUUUCGACGCGCCCCACCCGGCGUCGAAGUCAGCCAUUGCAUCAAAUACACCAUCUUCUUUCUAAAUUUCAUCUUCUGGUUGUUGGGUGUUUUUUUGCUGGGCUUCGGAAUAUGGGGAGUGGUCUCGAAAGCGUUAGCCAGUAUCGAGGUCAUAGCUGAGGUUGCAGGUAUUGGUUUCGAUCCCAUGUACGGGUUUAUCAUCGUGGGUGCCAUAAUCUUUAUUCUAGCGACCAGUGGUUGUAUCGGUGCACUGAGAGAGAAUACGUGCAUGCUCAAGUUCUUCGUCUACUCCCUCAUCCUCAUCUUCCUGGCUGAGAUCACGCUCGGUGUCUUGGCGUACUUCUACCAGGACGCAGUGUUUCAAAUCUUGGAGAAGUGGCUGGAUAAAUCGAUAGAGGAAUAUUAUGAUGAUCCUGACACGCAGUUUAUUAUGGAUUCCCUACAAGAAAGUCUUCAAUGCUGUGGGUCGGCAAAGGGACCGGAAGACUGGGAGCAAAACAUAUAUUUCAGUUGUGAUUCUCCGGCUAUCUCACGUUGUAGCGUGCCUUACUCGUGUUGUAUGCCAGACGAUGAUGGCGUGGUCAAUUACCAGUGUGGGUUCCAGGCUCUUUCCCCGGAUGCCUCGGCUGACGUCAUCCGGCAGCAAGUGUUUACCACUGGGUGUGUAGAAGGAAUGAAGAGUUGGUUCAUUACCAACGCCAUUGCGCUUGGUAUAGCUGGAGGUAUACUGAUCGUAUUGGAAUGUCUGGUCAUCUGCCUCACUAAGUCACUCAUCAAUGAUAUCGAAUGCGUCAAAUCUUACUGGUAGACCCGGCCCCGAGUCAAUGGGUGCGUUCGGUUAGCUUCCCUGGGUCGAACCCGGUGUGUGGCGGGUUUUUUUUUCAGGA